AUGGGGAAGAAAGCAAAGACAUCUAGAAAGGGAAAGAAGGCAUGGAGAGCCAACAUAAGCACAGAAGACAUUCAUGACUUCUUCGAGCAGUCAACCAAAGAUGCUCUCUCCGGUGGUUCUCUUUCCUCUGCUCCCGCCGAGUCGCUCUUCUUCGUCGACAAGUCCAAAGAUCUUUCGGUGAAGAGGAAGAUUGAAAAACAUAGACAGAAAGUACUCCAUGUUGAGAGCAUGCUACAGAAAAACCCAUUUGUACAAGCAGUGCCUUCUUCGACACUGAAGAAAUCGAAGAAAACAUUUAAAGAGGUUCCAAAGCCAAAAGAUGCGACUGAAUGUGGUCCUCAGUUUGACAUCUCUCAGGGUUCUGUCUCAACUUCGGGCAUGGCUGACUUAUGGGGUGAUAAAGGUGGUGACAACAGCAAGACCAAGAAGACGGCGAAGCCAUCACUUAUUCCUGCUGUAGAAGUUGAGCCUCCAGGAUCCUCAUUCAAUCCCACAUUUGAAAGUCACCAGGAAACAUUGGCUCAUGCUGUUGCACAAGAAAUGCACAAAGUCUAUAAAAAAGAGUUAGGACCUCAACCAGUUCCUCUAACUGUUCCUGGGGAGGCUGUUGAUGAAGAAGAAAUGUAUUUUCUCGAUGCUGAUGAAGGCACUGAUGAUGAUAUGAAUCCAGAAAAUUUGGAUGAGAAUGAGGAUGCUGCAUCUGAGAAAAGGCCUCUUAAAGCAAAGAGGGUGACAACAGUCAUGUUAAAUAAGAGAGCUAGGCGUAAAGAACAGCUUAAAAAGGAAGCAGAAGCGAAAAAGGCACAGAAGCUUUCCAAAGAAAUUGAUGGCUUACCAGAUAUUCUUCAGGAAAUAGCUAAAGAGGACGAUGAGAAGCAUAAAAGACAUAUUCGACGAGUUGUAGCCAAAAAAGAGAAACUAAAGUCAUGCCCCCCACGCUUGGGGAAGCACAAAUUCGAGCCUGCCCCAGUUCAAGUCCUCUUGACCGAAGAAAUAACUGGAUCCCUUCGGAAACUGAAGACAAGACUAGAGGAAAGUUAA
Prunus armeniaca (apricot) is the source of this 1041-nucleotide messenger RNA. The record is from the annotation of a GenBank genome assembly. NCBI's taxonomy places the organism in Eukaryota, Viridiplantae, Streptophyta, Magnoliopsida, Rosales, Rosaceae.